This is a messenger RNA of Prorocentrum cordatum, 358 nucleotides long. The record is from the annotation of a GenBank genome assembly. NCBI's taxonomy places the organism in Eukaryota, Dinophyceae, Prorocentrales, Prorocentraceae.
GUGGGGUUUCAUGCGCCAGGCCGCCUCGCCGCCCACGCUCUUUCCCUUUGCCAAGUCGAAGUGCUUCUCGGACUGUGGCGAUCGGAAGCGCGGCCGUCCGACGCACUCGUGCAUGCCCAGAAUUAUUGACAUGCCGUAUAUUCUCUUCGCGGGGCCCUGGAAAGUCAUCGGUCGGGCGACGCGCGUUGCGCUGGGAAUCCCAGGCGCAGGGCGCGAGAUCCCGAGCAUCAGCGACGUCGGCAGGGCUCUGAGGCAGGACCUGCAGUCACUGGCGGCACCUGCCCCUGAUGGGUGCUGCAUGCGCUGCGACUGCCAGUUGCGCGGCUGCCUCCGGGUCUCGACUCUCGAUAUGGACCGG